AUGUCCGGCAUUGACAUCCCCGACGACCUCAUGAACUCGGCCGCCGCAGCCAACCACCCAGCGAUCACCCUACUCCACGCAGCAUACGGUGGCGUCCCUCUCCCAAUCGACCCUGCGCACUUUCUCCUCUGCUUCAACGUCGCGCGCGAGGCUUGCCACAGCGGCGAAGCAUGGUACUAUGCCAAAGAGCUCGAAUUCUUCGUGAUGCAGCUCUACAUAGAGGCCAUCGAAAACGUCCAGAUUCCUGAACCCAGUCGACUCAUCAGGCGCAACGACCGUCGCUCUGCUGUUCCAAACCAAGACAAUGUGGUCGAGCGGCUCCGUUACCUCAACGAUAGGGCCAUGUCUGGGAUCGAGAGUAUGCUGCAGCCACACAUUCGCCACGUUAUCGACGGCGACAUGACCGACAUGGAGGGCCGUAUGCGCCCCAUGGGGGGAAGGCACCAGCACAACCCACACUCGGCUCGUCCGCAAGGUGUUCUCGACCUUCCUCUGCGCGCCAACCGCUACCGUUUAGCUCCCUCUGGCGCCCAAGAUAACCAGUUGCGUCCUGCGCCCAGACUGGCAGGUCCCUUCCUGGCCAACCAAGACCCUGGCUCCCAACUGGACCCACCUACGCUCACGGCCGCCGAGUUCUUUCUCAGCAUUGACCAUUUGGUCGAUAGCAUGCUGUCGUAUGCCGAGCCUGCAGCUCUGGCCAAGUUGAUGCAGGUCAACGUACCGUUUUACGAACUCGCUGGUCGGCUUCUCUACACCACUCUCACGGUCUCCGGUGUCCAGCUCCACAAGUUCCUCAUUUGCAAUGGCAAAGAGAGUCGAAAAGCCUACAAGAAGAUCCGUCUCGGCAAAUCGAUCCGCAACUUGAGAGCAAAGUACAAGACCAAAGAAGAACGAGACAGCAAGUCGGUCGAAUCGGAGGAUUCCAACCCCAACCCCCCUUCCAUCCCUCGUCCACCGAGGCUACAUUCUUUCGCCUUCAUACGUGUUCUCUCAAUUGGAUCUCAUCGGGGUGUACAUUGCGAGAUAUACGGCCAGGAACUGGCCAAGUUGACACCCAACCUUGAGGUUCUGCGUAUCGUACAAGGUCCCGAGACUCCACUCUUCCUCGGGCACUAUUGCGACCAUUACCCCUGUCGGCUCCUCACCCAUCUCCGUCCUCGCAAACUUGUGUUUCGCAACACUGGCGAUGAACGGUUGCCUAUACCAGGUCCUCGGAGGUGGAUCGUUCCUUCCUCGGUCGAGGAAGUUGUUGUGGUAUUGCCCACGGAUGAGGCAGUGUACGCGGGGACCUAUGCAGACUCCCGCAGCCACUUUGCAGAUAGCUUGCGGGGUCAGUUUACUACCGCGAUCCGGAUUAGCCUUGUCUUCUGCGACGAGUGGGAGGACAUUCCCCCCAAGAACUCCAAGGUAUCCCGGCGCCCAAGCUUCAACUUUGUCGACACAAUUGCGGAAAUCUUGAAAGAAGCGAGCUCCAGUCUGCAAGACGUCGGUCCUCGUUUAUCCUGCACCCAGCCUCUAGUCACGGUCUACGGUCUCGAAACACUCGAUCUGCCACUCACCGACAAGCUGGGUAACAGCAGGGUCUCUCGGUGGGCUGAGCAGUGUCGCACCCACUAUGGCACGGACGAUCCCAACGAUCUGCACGCCGUCGUGAGAAACCUUGUCUUGGAUCCCGAUGGGGUGUUCCCAUUAUCGGACGACCAGUUGGUGCGCCGGGAGAUAGAGUUCAAGACCAAGGAGGAGUACCUGGGUGACCCAGAGCUCCACAAGGGGGAGAUCAGUGCAAUAGCUAGAUGGACCAUGUAG
Molecule: messenger RNA, 1806 nt
Organism: Apiotrichum porosum
Lineage: Eukaryota; Fungi; Basidiomycota; Tremellomycetes; Trichosporonales; Trichosporonaceae
Exons: 4
Coding region: 1-1806 (601 amino acids)
Source: RefSeq, a predicted model, not a curated record